GCCAGGCUCUUUUGAUUCAGCUUCACGUCGCCUUACCCCUCAUGGUUUUAUACCCUCUAUUAAACUUCCAUCUUUGACCAUACGGGUACCGGUUGUUAAGAUCGUCACUUUGCACUCCCAGGAGCGGUUGCACUCGUCGAACGGCACAUUCGCACUUGAGUAAAGAGGAGAAGAGGCAGUGCCCACCAUCAUGGGCUACGCUGAGCACAAAGCCCCAAUUCUCCUGGGGGCGGGAGUAGCACUCGGCUCUCUCUAUGUUCUGGGCAUUAUAGUGUAUCGAUUGUGGUUCCAUCCACUGGCGAAAUACCCGGGUCCGUUUCUGAACCGCGUUUCACAGAUUCCGGCCAUAAUAUCUGUGCUUACUGGUAGACUGCCAAUGAUGACGAAGUCUAUACAUGAUAAAUACGGACCCAUCGUCCGACUUAGCCCGAAUGAGCUGUCUUUCAACACGGUGCAGGCUUGGGAAGAUAUCUAUGGCCUCCGCAAGGGAAGGCCGAAUCUAGCGAAGGAUCCCAUUCACGUCGGUUCUGUUGAUCCCGUCCCAGGGGUCUCGACAAUUUCAAUGGCGGACAAUGAGACACAUGCCCGUCAAAGGAGGGCCUUGUCCCAUGGUUUCUCACAGCAAGCCCUCUGGGGCCAGGAAGAUAUCGUGCAGUCUUUCGUCACGAAGCUCAUGAGCAACCUCCAGGGGUUCGCGGAUCAGAAACAGUCGUUCAAUAUCGUCGAUUGGUUCAACUUUAUGACCUUCGAUGUUAUUGGCGAACUCGCCUUUGGCGAAUCUUUCGGUUGUCUGGACCGUGGAGACUUCCAUUUCUGGAUUACGCUCAUCUUCAGAGCUGUUCAGGCGGGUGCUAUUGAAACAGCGACGAGGCGCAUCGCAACACCCGGAUCUCCGCUCCAACAGUACCUCAUGAAGUGGAUCCCGAACGAAAUGCGAACGCAGCGAAAGGAUCAUCUGGCCUAUAGUAGGGAGAAGGUGUUGAAGCGUCUUGCCGACACCAAGAGCGAGCAGAAGGAUUUCAUCUACUAUAUUGUCCGACAAUCGAAGCGAAUCGACCUUUCUCAAGAUGAGAUCAUCGUCAAUGGAGCCCUCUUUAUAGUGGCGGGCAGCGAGACUACGGCCAUGACUCUUUCCGCACUGACGAACUUCAUGAUUGCGCAUCCGGAUAAGCUGGCGAAGCUUCAGGAAGAGGUCCGCGGUGCUUUCAGCCGUGAGGAGGAUAUUACUGUGGAGAAGGCUACGAACCUCCAGUACCUGAAUGCUUGUAUCGAAGAGACGCUGCGAAUGCUUCCUCCAGCGCCGAUCGGCUUCUUGCGAUCUGUGCCCGUGGGAGGAGAUACGAUUGAUGGACAGUUCCUUCCCGGAGGUACAACGGUUUCGGUCAGCACGUGGUGCGCGCAGCACAAUCCUGCGAACUUCAAGAACCCCGACGAUUUCAUCCCCGAGCGGUGGUUUGAUCCGGAAUAUGCGAACGACCACCGACUCGCCAGCCGUCCGUUUUCGCUUGGUCCGAGGGGAUGCAUUGGGAAGAACCUCGCGUAUAUGGAGAUGAGGCUCGCCUUGAGCCGCCUCUUUUGGCGAUUCGAUAUUGAGACGGUAGAUGGUGCUCCCGACUGGGCUACUGAGGGUCAGAUGAAGAAUAUGAGGGCGUAUAGCACGUGGGUGAAACCGCAACUGAAUGUCAGGGUUACGGCGGUGCAGCGAUAGGGAUUGAUGAAAGGACAUCGAGGAGCUUGUUGACGAUAUGAGGGAACGAUGACUCUACUGAUGUUUAGCAUUUCCAAGAGGAUGGCGUAUGCUUUUUAUC
Molecule: messenger RNA, 1808 nt
Organism: Trematosphaeria pertusa
Lineage: Eukaryota; Fungi; Ascomycota; Dothideomycetes; Pleosporales; Trematosphaeriaceae
Product: averantin oxidoreductase
Exons: 5
Coding region: 191-1708 (505 amino acids)
Molecular function (GO): monooxygenase activity; iron ion binding; oxidoreductase activity, acting on paired donors, with incorporation or reduction of molecular oxygen
Source: RefSeq, a predicted model, not a curated record